Molecule: messenger RNA, 2047 nt
Organism: Ilex paraguariensis (yerba mate)
Lineage: Eukaryota; Viridiplantae; Streptophyta; Magnoliopsida; Aquifoliales; Aquifoliaceae
Source: the annotation of a GenBank genome assembly
UACCACUUCGUAGUUGACUUUGCCUUGAGAUGUCUCUCUCUCUUGCCCCCAAAACACUUUCUGCUCAUCUGGGUGUGGAGAACUAUACCAGGUAAUCAAUGCUUCAACUGAACUACAAAUCUCGAUUGCUAAGUCAUGUUGUUGACGAUAACUUCUUUGAUUUCUUAGCUUGAUCUCAUUGGAUGAUUAAUGAAAUUUACUGGGUUUGCUUAGAAAAGUUGAUAUACUAUCAAAGCAUGAGGGGCUUUGUUAUUGACUUCGAAUAUUUAGCUGAAGAGUUGGUUUGGUAUUGCUCGGAGGUUUUUGAUUUCUUCCCCGACGAAUUAUUGGCCUUCUUUUUGGUUUUUGCAUCUCUACUUGAAGAAUUUGUUGGAUUUCUCUUUUGCCCAGUCUUGAUUGCUUAAAUUCUCGGUGAGAUCCAUUCUGAACUCAAGGUUUAUAGCCGUCGUAUUUGGAAAUUCAACCUCAUUCUCUGAUGGUUCGAAUUCUGUUUUUGCUACAUCAGAAUUGAUCAAGUUUUAUGGUCUACUGGCAAAAUUAAGUUUCUGGUGGAUAUUGAAACUUGGCGUCUAGCAGGAUCAGUUAUCGACAAAUAUUGUGACUUUGUGAUUGAUAAAUGGGUUCAAUUCAGAACAGAGUUUAUUAUUGUUGUGUAUCAAAUGGUAGUCGAAUUUUGUAUGCAUUUAGCAGUGGAGACCAUGAGAUUGAGAACUUGGCUGCAUUGUGCUUGGAAAUGACACCUCCUUUUCACCAGUGGUAUUUUCAGACUAUGGGGAAGAAGACUUUUGGGUUUUUGAUGCAAGAUGGAUAUGUCUAUUUUGGUAUUGUAGAUGAAGGUCUCAGUAAUUCGGGAUGUCUUCAGUUUUUAUCACAUAUGAGAGAUGAAUUCAAGAAAGUGGCUAAGAAGGGUUCAAGCAGGAGUAUGUCAAAUCUGAACUCACUCUGUUUACAAGAACAACUAGUGCCAGUUAUCCGCCGUUUGAUCACCUCUCUAGAGCAGGUCUCGCAGAGUGGUACUGAGGAGCCAGCAGAAGCGCCCUCACCUGAUCAUGUUGGCCUCUCUCCAUCACCGUGUAACAGUGCUAAUGGGCAAAUUGAAGCUGGUGCUUCGACAAAAGCCCCUCUGUUGGGCAAGUCUAGCAAACAAGAGAAGAAGAAGAUGAAGGAUCAUGUGAUUGCAAUGAGAGAUAUUGAGUUGGAGGAGCACCGAAAGUCUACAGACAGAAGAGUCAAUGUUGAUUCAGGAACACUUGAUGACAAAGGUGCAGGAAUUUCUUCAAUUUCAUUACGAAAGGAUAUAGGUUCAAUGAGGAUCAGGUCGACUACUCAAAGCAUUCGGAAGAAGUGGUGCCGCCAACUACGAAUUGUUCUUGCUAUUGACGCUGCUGUUUGCCUGAUUCUCUUUGUGAUUUGGUUAGGGAUAUGUGGUGGUAUUGAUUGCGUCCGUUGAAAGUUUGCCAUUGUUAUGUCUGAUACGAGACGUCAUCACCAUAACUAUGGGAGCCAGAAAUUUUGAGUGAAAGAUUUCAAAUUUUCAAAUUUCAAGUCAAUAUUCUUCCGAGGAUAGGCUGCCCAUGCAGGAUAAUUGGAUGCAAGCUAUAAAUUGAUUUGUCAGCGGGCUUGAAUAUCUAUCCGAAGGUACGAGGUUCAGAUAAUGGUUCAUGGUAUCCAAUUCAGGAACUCUUUUGUACAGUCUUUGAAUCUGCAUAUCUAAAAAAAGGCACAUGAGGCUCCGGCCACUACAAGAUUUAGAGAGGGUCAUAUCUGCUUGAAUGGAAUGAAUAUAGAAAAUAAACGGUAUGUGAUAGGCGCAUGUUACCCUCGCCAGAUAUUUCACAUCAGUAUCUUGUAGCUGUUUCAAUAUGACUUGUAUUUUAGAAAAUACUAUGUGCACCACCAUGUCAACGCCAUCUGAUGUGGUAUGAUUUUAACUUUUAACCAAUCUAAUAGUGUCUAUUGAGGUGAUCCAAAAAAGUAGUAUUUGUAAUAUUUUUAUUAUGUUUUGGGGUACUUCUGAAAUAUUCUAUCUGGUUUCUUGUUAUUCCGU